Messenger RNA from Leishmania mexicana MHOM/GT/2001/U1103, 1371 nucleotides. RefSeq lists its product as hypothetical. The record is from RefSeq and is a predicted model, not a curated record. The transcript has a single exon. The coding region runs from base 1 to 1371 and encodes 456 amino acids. Lineage: Eukaryota; Euglenozoa; Kinetoplastea; Trypanosomatida; Trypanosomatidae.
AUGUUUCUCUUCCGCCACAGUGCCGAGCCCAUGGAAGAGGAAGAGGUGCACCAUGAACCGGUCGACAGCACGAUGGAGCCCCAUAAUCCCGACACCGCUGCGGCUGAAGAGCGCAGAACGUGCGCGGAUGUGGCUAACGGCGAUAUCUUGCGCGAGGUGUCCGGCUUCGCAGAGUCGUUCGAGGAAACUGGAGGGGCACCGCACACCCCGCGCGAAGGCACCGUGCCGCCGCCCAGUAUGCAUGAUAUGGAGCACCAGUAUCCGCAUGACGACGACGACGAGGCGGAUUUGGCCGCUGCUGCACCGGCCGCAUCGGCCCCAGCUCCAUCCUACGGUGUCCCGACACUACCAAUGCCGCGCACUUGCAACGAGGACCCUCAAGCUGAAGCGGACGGGAACGGCACCCAGCGCCAUCGCAGCUACUCGCACACCUCACGUUUCGCGGCGCCGUCGCCACGCUCCAUCAGUGGCAUCAGCCGUGGCCGCUCCUACUCGCUGAGCGGCCUCAGCUCCACCGAUCUGGCGGAUAUGCACGAGCAACAGUACCGCCGCUGCACCUCUGUCGUCAAGUCCGCGCGCUGCAUCUCGGCACGCCGGGCGAGCUCUGUGAACGGGGUCGUCGGCGUCAUCGAUGACUUCUACAGGUUGGCCAGCGGCCGUAGCAGUGCCAUGACUGAGGGUGAGCGGGUCGCAGUGGAGCGGAUGAUGGAGAACGAGUACCGCCGACAGGAGGUGGCAGAGCGCUCGGCGCAGUUCGCGCUCGCGCGCGAGUCCACCAUUGUCAACGAGGAGCUCGCUCGAGAAAAGGCCACGUAUGUGCGGCGCAGGCGUCUGAAUGAGGAGCUGCACGCGCGAAUGGCGAAGAGCAGCCGCAUCCGCCAGGAGCGCAUGACCGCCGCGGCGCAGCGUCGGGAAGAGGUAGAACAAGAGCGGCUGCGUGUGCUCUACGACUCGAUGAUGGAGAAAAACACCCGCUACCACUUCCGCAAUCCGUACGCGAUGAUGGCUGCGCAGCGUCGCUACAGCGUGGAAAUCCGUAGCCCUGCUGCGAUCGCGCCGCAGCGGCGCACCUCCUCGCCGUUCGCGAAGGCAAACGGGAAUGUUCAGAUGAGCCCCCGCUCGAGCGAGGGGGUUACGAACGGCGCUACGGAGGUCCGCUGUACCUCGUCUCCCGCCACAAGGCGGCGUAGCAGCACCCCGAGUAUUGCCAAGUCCAAGCCGCCACAGUGCCUGCCGCUCGAUGCCUGGAAGAAGCUGGAGCAGCCACGUAAGGACUCGCACCACAGCAACAUCUCUGCUGAGCGCCGGUGCCUAUCGCCGAAUGACUGGCGGGCCAACGCGUUGGUGGAACACUCACGCCAAUGGCACUAA